UCAAAGAAAGAAGCAAGCUCGGGUCUGUGCAGCCAUCUAGAGGUAACUUUUCUGGAUAAAACCAUGGCUUUCCUAUUUGUGCCUGAAGAAGAGAGGAUCAGACAGAGUGCUUCACAACUGACUGAAAGAAAAGGCAAAGGGACUGCGAACAGCCCCAGCCCCUCCUUUCAAGAUCCAAGUGAACCUUUCUUGUCUUGUGUGUCUAAGACCCUGCAGGCUGAAGUCAUGAUUUUGGGGAGUAUUAACAGAGCUGGGGGGUUACCAACCUUGCUUCGUCCUCCUGCAGCCAUGGUUCAACGUCAUCUAGAUCUUAAACCCUUCUUUUCAUUUCCCAUGGAACCACAACCAGCCAUUGGCCUUUUCCCUAGAUUCAGCACGAUGGAUCCUGUGCGAAAGGCCGUGGUCAGCCCUAAUUUCGGAGUCCCCUUUAUCAGGACCAAGAGGCCAGUGAUAUCCUGCAAUGUGUGUCAGAUCCGAUUUAAUUCAGAGAACCAAGCGGAGGCACAUUACAAAGGGAAUCGGCAUGCUCGGAGAGUGAAGGGAAUAGAAAAUGCCAAGACCCGAAAGAAAGAGGGAGGACAGGAUGGAGACAGAACCACUCCGAUGAUCAGUCCGGUACCCAGCGUCACAGAGAGCGACACUGACAGCAAAGAUCAGCAUGGAAGUGAUGGAGCAGAUUUGAUGAUUGCAGAGAGCCCGGAAACCGAAACAAUCAUGCUACAUGAGAACACGGAUCCAGCAGAAGCAAGCUAUCAGUAUGCAUCUCCUGAGACAGACUUGGGGUGUACAAAGCCACUUUCUUCAUCAGCUCCUGCCAGCAGUGGAACAAGCACAUCUACGUCAGAGAGUGAUGAUGACAGAACCAAGAAACAGUUGUACUGUGCCCUCUGCAAGGUUUCUGUAAACUCUGCUUCUCAACUGGAGGCCCAUAACAAAGGUACCAAGCACAAGACUAUACUUGAGGCUCGCAGUGGGCUGGGUCCAAUUAAGGCCUAUCCUCGAAUGGGUGGUUUGAGCAAUGGUUCCACUGGAUCUGCAGACUCCAAUAAUCAGGAGAGGACUUUCCACUGUGAGAUCUGUAAUAUUAGAGUCACCUCAGAAGGACAACUUAAACAGCAUAUCUCAAGUCGAAGACAUCGUGAUGGUGUGGCCGGAAAACCCAACCCUCUUCUGAGCCGGCACAAGAAACAUCAAACUCUACAAGAACUCACGGCUGGUCUUGUUUUCCCCAAGAACUUUCGCAAAUCAUUUUCUGCAGGUCUUCUUCCCAGUCCACUGGCAGUCGCAAUGGCAGCUGCUGUUCCUUCUCCGCUAGGCUUACAUGCAGCUCCAACACCUUCCCUACUUCAGGCUCCACCUCUUACACACCAUCUUCUCCGACCAGCACCAGGACCCAUCAGAACUGCACAUGGAACUUUUCUCUUCUCCCCGUACUAAGGAGACCUCGCUACCUUCACAUCCAACACUUAUCCACUGGAACCUAAACCUGCACUUAGAGAAAAUGGGGUAGGACUUGACCGAUGACCCCAAGUUCAGCCUCCUAUCCUAUCCUCAAUAAUAUUUAAUAACUGGAACACUCUCCCAGUGCAUGGACACCGAUCUUGCCAAGACACUUGAAACAUCACAGAAGAUAAAGAGUUGUCCAUGUGUGGGACUUUGCCUGCAUUCAGAAAUGAUGAGCUUGAAAAAGUCAUAUAUGGACCUUCUGAAGGUUACAAUGAAUUGGGCAAUGUGUUAGAAAAGAAACAACAUAUACAGAAUUUCCACUUAGAAACAGAUGGAUAGCUCAGGGUAUAUAUUUAGGGAUAGAAGCCUAGGGCAUUAGAGGCCAAUUGCCGCACUCACGUGGUUGGUUCUUCUUCAUAUGAAGAUGCAGUGAAUGUCUGAAAUAUUUGUCUUUUGUUAACCUGAACGAAACAGCAUAUUAAUCCGGGGCAAAGAACCUGCCAACUCAUAAGUAAAUAAACACACUGACAUUUAAACUUGACAUUCACUAGACUCGAAAGGGGAAAUCUGUCCACUGUAAGACAACAUGCCUUCACUUACUGGAUUGAUAGUCUCCACAGAGUGAGGGUGUAUUCAAUCAUUGCUGCUUUGCUUACAUCUCCUGUUCCCUCUUCCACUGAUGAUGGGGGAAGGAGUGCUAUUAAUUGUGAUUUAUGAUUGCCCUUGUACUUCUUCGAUGCCCACCAGACUUUUUUUCCCUUUAUUUUAAAUAAAUAAUCUCCACAGUAUUUUAGAUUUUUUUGGAGGGGUAAGCAUCAUACUUUAGGAGAAGAACAUGCAUUCUUGUAUUUGAUUUACAAUCUCCAAGACAUAUGGUAUAUAAAACGUAUUUGGUUGUUCAUAUCUAGUUAAUACAAAACAUGUUCUGCUGGCCUAUGACCGUAAAACGGAAUUUAGUAUUCAGAUAAUUCAAGACAACACAAUGCUCUUACUGCCACAUAAAGCGGUUCUUAGAAAGACAAAUAUCUCAAGUCAUAAAUUAAAUAUAUCACAAAGUCAAAAUGAAAUGGCUUAUAAAAUAAAAAAAACUUAUAAAAGCAUGGAGAUAUAAAAAACAUGUUUAAUCUAAAUUAGUAUGUACUCUAAAUAAGUAUUCCUACAACAACAAGUUAUAGAUAAAUUAAUACAUACACGAACAUAUAUAUCCGUAAUGAAAAAAAACAAAUAAUUGUAGUUCCUACUUUGGCAACAAGGUGUUGAAUCAAUCAUUCGCCAUAUAGAUUAUUGUAUUUUUGACUACAUACCAUUUUUUUAACCUCUGAAUAUUGUUCUAGAAAGGCAAGGUGAUUUUUCUAGCCCCACCUUAUAUGCUACGCAUUCUGAUGUGAGAUAGAAGGGCAACAGUCACCUUUCAAAAAAUAAAUACAAACUAGUCACUUUCCUAUAGUGCAACUGUAACAAAAUGUAUGUUUUCUUCUCUCCUCGCCCUUUGUGCAUAUCUAUCCUGUAGUCAUCAUUCUUCCCUAUUGCAGAAAAUGUUACAGGUUAUUUGAUCAUUUUAGCAAGUUAGGUGGUAAAGUGAUGACAUGGGCGUAAUUUUCCAGCUGUGGGUGCAAUUUCAGAAAAUUUACUAAGCAGAAUUUUCCUUUUUAUGCUAUGACCUCAAGCAAAAUAAAAGCAAUAUAGUUAUAGUAAUUACGGUAAUAUACCUGCAAGUUAGUGUAAACCACCAGUAGGGGAUGCUAUAGCACAUUAAAAUUGAAUGUCUUUAAAACGUGGCUGAAACAAACUUUAUUACUCUGUCAUAGAAAGAGUGUUAGCUUUGUAGCCAAGGAGUACAUAACAUCUGCAUUGACGUUCAGAUGUCUGCAAUAAGAUAUUGAUCUCCCUUUCCUCAGAUAGGCACUUAAUACGUUGAUUAAAUGAACACCUUGCUUUGGAGGGAUUUCUAGACCUGUUUUCUAGAUCUAUUUAGCAAAAGUGUAAAACCUACACUAUCUGAGUCUUGACAAAAGUAUCACAGUACCAUUUACUGUUUUAUGGAUUGUGGCAGGACAAUGGCAACUUUGGUAUUAUUUAUCAUAUUAUACAGCAUAUUUUAAGCCAUUGGUUUUAUGACAUUUUUUGCUGUCUUUGUGCUACUCAUAAGGGCCUAGAGAAAUGCUUUUAGAAAUCCCUCUUUAGUGAAUAGGGUCACUCCCCCUUUAAACUAUUCGCACUUCUGGGAAAUGAAGCUUUGUGCACUUUGACAAUCAAUUUUAUUUUUGCUGAUGGAUCUUUCAUAAAGACUAUGCAAUCAUUAGGACGAUGCAUUUGCUUGUUUUUUUCUUUUUAUGAGCAUAGAUACAGUCCUUACACAUCACUCACACACUUAGAUUGUCAAUCGCAUGUGUCAGUAUAUCCUUAUGCAUUAAUAGUGAGUGGCUCAGCACUAAUGUCUAGGCACGGUACAUAAAUAUUCAGCUUGUAGACAGGUACGUAGCUGCUUUGCAAAUGGUCAUCACAUUGACUUCUGUCAGUAAAAUGCGAUUAGGAGGUUGCAGACAGCAACCAGAGUGAUAAAUUAUCUUCUAACUGUGGAGAGAAGGUGCACAGGCUGUCACAAUAGUUAGACGCUCAUCUAAUGCAGACCUCACAGUAUUACCGGACUGCAACUUCUAGAACUCUUUGCCAGACACUUGCAAAUUAUGUGGCUGGUUGAGAUUUUUAGAAGCCUUAAGCCAUACAAACUGUCAUAUAGUUUGAACAGGGCCCUCCUCAUCAUUUUAGAGUUUAUUCCCUAAACACUGUGUUGUGCUGAGUUGACAACUGUUUUGCAAAAUUUAGGCCCUAAACAGCCUUUGUUUUCCCCCUAAACUGGCUAUUUUCAACAAAAUUUUAUAGGUCAGCUGUUAGUUUACCUCAGUGUACCAAAACCCACUAUUUUGGGAAUACAACCCUUUGUUUUUGUUUGUCUAAACUAUUUAUGUCACUCACUAUCUGUAAGUUUUGUUUGACUGUUGUACAGCACUGCAGUAUAUGUUUGCAUUUUUUUUUAAAUAAAAUCAAUAUUUAUAAUAUUAAUAAUAACAUGAAGGUCAGUGAUUGAUUACCAUUGGGUUCAAAUUUCCCUCCAACAAAGGUAAAUCACAUAUUUUAUUCUUAAGGAGGAGAAAAAAAAUGUUUUUUAAAGCUGUUGAUGAGAAUUUAAGUUGAUGAGAAUUUAAUCUACUACGUGUGCAAACAUGACAUUUUUCAGUAUUUUCUAUCGCAAAUUUACAUCGCAGUCAAAUACAGCAGCAGAUACAAAGGUUUAUUGUGGUAUAUGCAUUCCCUUUAUGUGUUCCUAAACCUACAGAAAGAAAGGUCAUUAGAUUAUCUGGUGUAAUUUGUAUUAGUAAAUUUAACAGGGUUAGAGCAUUUCACUACUAGAGGGAUCUGCAAUGCAUGUUAUGUACCAUGUUAAAGAUGUAUGUUUUUUUUUUUUAACUGUUCACCUGUUACCUAUAUGUGGGAGGGCAAAGUAACUCCGCUCCAUGUAUAUGUUUGCACCCGGGUACACACUGUUUUGUCAGUGGCCUUAGGAAGCUGCUCUGUGGGAUAUAUUAAAAGCCACAAUUGAUUAGGAUAAAACUGGGUCUUGAGGACCAAUGUAUAUACCUUUUUGCUCCCCCC
Messenger RNA from Pelobates fuscus (common spadefoot toad), 5100 nucleotides. RefSeq names its product zinc finger protein 385A (gene ZNF385A). The coding region runs from base 64 to 1437 and encodes 457 amino acids. Lineage: Eukaryota; Metazoa; Chordata; Amphibia; Anura; Pelobatidae. Gene Ontology annotation, cellular component: neuronal cell body; nucleus. The record is from RefSeq and is a predicted model, not a curated record. The transcript is spliced from 9 exons. Gene Ontology annotation, biological process: regulation of cytoplasmic translation; mRNA localization resulting in post-transcriptional regulation of gene expression. Gene Ontology annotation, molecular function: mRNA 3'-UTR binding; zinc ion binding.